Molecule: messenger RNA, 519 nt
Organism: Gongylonema pulchrum
Lineage: Eukaryota; Metazoa; Nematoda; Chromadorea; Rhabditida; Gongylonematidae
Source: the annotation of a GenBank genome assembly
AUGUUUUGCGUGAUUCAGGGAGUUGGAGAACGAUCUGUCGGAAUUUACGUAAAAAAAGUGGUGGAUCAAAGUGCUGCCCAGCGGGAUGGUCGUCUCGAGCCUGGUGACCAGCUGCUCUCAGUCAAUGGCCAGUCACUUGUUGGCAUUAGCCAAGAAGAGUAUGGUUUUAAAUACUCGGCAGCAUCAAAGAUGGCCUCGAGUGGGCCGAUUGUCUCUUUUGAAGUGUGCAAACAUGCCGCACGUUACAACGGUCUCAUUGAAUGGCUCAGUAAUCCACCAUCCACACCCUCGCAGCAGCAGUCAUCCGAUCAUUUUCCACCAAGCAACACCGUACAACCAAUCGUCCCUGCUGCGCCUGCAAAUAUUCCUGGAAAUAGCAAUCUAGCCAGCGUCUCUGAGUUUUCGAGGCAAAAUUCAGCCACUUCGACAGCUUCGAAUUUUUCGAGCCAACCUCACUUCAUGGUACCGUUUUUUGCGCAGUUUGCUAGCUUCGCUUGUGUAAAUAAGUAUUAUUCAUAA